This is a messenger RNA of Bombina bombina (fire-bellied toad), 6170 nucleotides long. It is a transcript of the gene SPAG1, whose product is annotated as sperm associated antigen 1. The transcript is spliced from 19 exons. The record is from RefSeq and is a predicted model, not a curated record. Gene Ontology annotation, molecular function: heat shock protein binding. The coding region runs from base 1 to 2994 and encodes 997 amino acids. NCBI's taxonomy places the organism in Eukaryota, Metazoa, Chordata, Amphibia, Anura, Bombinatoridae. Gene Ontology annotation, cellular component: mitochondrion; cytosol.
AUGAGUAUACUACGCUACCAGAGCCGGAUCUCCAAGCACGCCAAGAAGGACCCACACGCUGCACCCCCACGGAAGGGUUUCAACACCAGUCCGUGGAGAAGUACAGCAGUGCGCCCAGGCACCCCACCAAGUCUUGUGGAGGAUAUGAGUGCUCCGGAACUUUCUUCUGCAAUGAAUUUUGGAAGUACCAAAACAUAUAACAUUCCUGUUGAUCACCUUGAGUAUAGUUUUAUUGAGAAGUGUACAGAUGUCAAACACUUGGAAAAUAUAUUGCAGAUUCUCAGGUCUGGAGAAGAAGGACAUUACCCAAAUUUAAUAGACUUUUGUGAAAAGCGAAUUGAAAGUUUAGCUCCUCAAAGUCGUGCUCUUCGAAAAGAUAAACUUCCUGCAAGUGCAGCUGACUUCUCCUGUGAAGAAUGGCGAGACAUUCAGAAUGACCUUAAGAAUUGGUUGACUGAAAUAAAUGCAGAAAAGCAGCAGGAGUCUGUGAUUCAGCUGAGCAGUGAAAAUGCUCUACCGAUCCGGAGUUACUCCAGUGAUGCCAGUGGGGAUAAGUAUACAAAUAAAGAAAAUGAAUCAAUGAAAAGCAAGACCCCACGUGAUUACAGGGAUUGGGAUAGAUUUGAUGUAGAAAAGGAAUUGUCUAAACUUGAAGAGAAUUCUGAAGAAAAAGCUGUGUCACUAUCUGUAAAAAAAUCUACAUCAAACAUUGAAAAGGUUAUAAAAACAGAAGGUUUAAGUCCAGAACAAAGAUGUUUUAUUGCAGAGCAUGAGAAAGACAAAGGGAAUGAGGCCUUCAGAAGUGGUGACUAUGAGGAAGCUGUGACCUAUUACAGUCGGAGUAUAUCUGUCUUACCAUCAACAGCUGCCUAUAACAACAGAGCCCAAGCUGAGAUAAAACUUGAGAAUUGGCACAAUGCUAUGAAUGACUGUCAAAAAGUGCUGGAUACAGAGCCAGGCAAUUUGAAAGCUCUUUUACGGCGCGCUACUGUAUACAAAAACUUGUGCAAUUACCAAAGUGCAGCAGAAGACCUAAAGAUUGUACUGCAUCAGGAACCUGGCAAUCCAUCAGCAAAGAAGACACUGGAUGAGAUUAAUGAACUGCUGCAGAAUACGGAACAUAUUGCACCAAGGAAAGGAAAGAGGAUGAUCAUACAGGACAUUGAAGGUUCAGAUGAAGAAAAUGAAGACAAAAUCCUCAACUCUGUCAAAGGUAGUGAAAUAAUAAAGAUAUUGACAAAACAUCACUCCUGUAACUUCCUUGUAGAAACCGGUAUGACAGUGGGAGGAGAGACUGCAGUUAAGCUGACAGAAAUGGGGAAUGCACAGAAAAAGUUUUCUCCUAAGAAGAACUGUCAUACGAGUGAAGCAUGUUCAUCUCCCAAACACAGUAAAACAGGCACUCAGAAUGGGCUACAGAAAAGCUCCAACCACGGAGACCAGGCAAAGAAAGAAUCUAAAGAGAAUGGGAACCAGAAACAUACAGCAGAAUCUGGAGCUGAGAUCAGACACAAGGAUGUGAGCGGGGAAGUCAGACCAUCACUAGUGAACCUCCCCCUGGCAGCAAGAUUAAAAGCAGAAGGGAACCAGCUCUUUAAGAAUGGGCAGUUUGGAGAGGCUGCGGUUAAAUACUCAGAGGCUAUAGAAAGCAUAAAUAACAUGGGUGAGAGCGCUGAGGAACUGGGGGUCCUGUAUUCGAACCGAGCAGCGUGCCACCUCAAGGAUGGGGACUGCAGAGAGUGCAUUGAAGAUUGUAACCAGUCUCUGGAACUCCAACCAUUCUCCAUUAAACCUCUUUUGCGUCGAGCAAUGGCAAAUGAGUCUCUUGAGCGAUACAGACAAGCAUACGUGGACUAUAAAACUGUACUGCAAAUAGACAGUGGGGUGCAGGUAGCACAUGACAGUAUCAACAGAAUUACAAGAACAUUAAUGGAUCAAGAUGGGACCACAUGGAGAGAAAAACUACCCCCAAUUCCAGUGGUACCAGUGUCUAUUCAGUUAGAGCGUCAGAAGGGGAUGUCUGUUGCUUCAAGCAAUGUCCAACCAAUCAACUCCAGCGAAAAUAAAUCGCCACAAAAUGUUACUGGUGAAACAGCCCUGGAAACAUUUUUGUCUCUAAAAAAGAAAGGAAAUGACUAUGUGCAGAAAGGUCAAUACAGUGAGGCUGUGAAACAGUAUACUGAAUGCCUGAAGAUAAAUUCUGAAGAAUGUGCCUUGUACACUAAUCGAGCCCUGUGUUACUUGAAACUCAGCCAGUAUGAAGAAGCCAGACAGGACUGUGAAUGUGCACUGCAGAGGGAAGCGUCUAACAUCAAAGCCCUAUACCGGCGGGCACAGGCCUACCGAGGAUUAGAGAAUUACCAGGCCUGUGCUACUGAUCUACAGAAAGUUAUAUCUAUUGAUCCAACUAUUUCCGAAGCCAAGAAACAACUAGAUGAAAUUACACCUUUCCUUUCUGCUGGCCAUGAAAAGCAAAGGAAGAAGAUUCUGAUAGAGGAGGAGGAUGAAGAUGAGAAAACGAACAAAUAUUCAGAAGCCACAAAUUCUAAUAAUCUAGGCCCCUCUAAUGGACAUGAAAAUGUGACUUUGUCGACCACAUCAAGAACUCCACUUACAAAACCAACCAAUGCAUAUGAGUUCAGCCAGUUAAUAAAUAGGAUAAGAGCAGACCAGGAUCUGGCUACUUGUGCUGAGCUUUUAGCCAUCACUGACCCAAAAGACUUGCCAGCGUUUCUGAGCAACAAGUUAGAAGGAGACAUUCUUCUGCUGAUUGUACGGUCAUUAAAACACAGCUUUCUUGAUAAAGAUCCACUACUGUCAUACAGACACCUCUCGUACCUGAGCAAAGCAGAACGUUUUAAGGUGGUUCUUAUGCUUCUCAGCAAUAAUGAGAAAAUUGAAAUUCGGAGUAUUUUUGAGUCUCUCUCUGAAAAACAAAUUGACGGCCUUGACUCGGACGACAUAUGGAACCUGGCAAAGGAUUAUGAACUUUAAAAUGAACAUAUAUUGCACAGCUUCCUUGAUGAGCUCAGGGAAGAUUAAACUAUGCAGUUUUGAAUAGAUGAGUCCUGAGUUUAAAAUAAUAAGCAUGAAUGUUUAAAUGUUAUUUAAAUGUAGAGGUUUUAUAUUAAAUGUAAAUCAUAUUCAAGUGUUUCUUUACCAUCAAAAACAGUUGUUUACAGUUUUUGUUAUUUGUUCUUUUUUUUUUUUUUUUUUUUUGGUGAAAGUUCAUGUGCAGAAUAAACACACUUUUUCUUGUUAGUCUUUUUGAGGCUUAAUACUGUAUUGACCCUAUUAGCCAGUCAACAAUGAACAUCUAGGUAUAAAACAUAUUUUCUCUUAGGUAUAAUUUAUGAUUCAACCCCUCUCAUCUUCAACUCUUUUUCAUGCAAACCUAUUUGAAUGCAUGUUGCUGCUGUUUCAUAUGUAUAAUAGAUUUUUUUCGAGUACAGUGACAGUGUCCAUUAAAGGUAACUAAACUAUCUGUUAAAUAUUUAUCUUCUAAUGCCAAAUAUGCGUUUCGAAUUAUUCUGUGAAUUCAAGACAUAACACUCUAUAACCACAAGCAGCACAAUCAUUUUUUAUUAUAUAUUUAUAUAGACCAUUUUCAGAUAUAAAUGUUAAAAAAAGACUAAAGGAAAUAACUUGUGUACACUUCUUGUGUCAAUCUCGGAAGAUAGAGAGCUGCUGAUUGGUGCUCAUGAACUGCACAUGCUUGCCUAUAACGCAAGUGCAUGCAUGAUGUGUAUGCUAUACCAGGGUCAACAAAUCUUUUCAAAAUUUAGGAGCCAGACAGUGAUAUUUGUACAUGGAGAAUAACCCAAAAAUUACAAGCCAGGGGUAACAUUCUAGGAGACAGUUGCUCCCUAGCUCCUGGGUUUGUAGAGCCCUGUGUUUAAUCAGUGACGGCAUACACAAUAGCUGUAUAAAACCUGCCAACCUUAAUGUUAAACAAUUUAUUUAAAAGUUUGUUAAACAUUCGAUACUAUGAUUAUAAAGCCCUAUCAUACUGGAUUACCUCGAGCUGCCAUGUACUAAGAAUUUAGUUAGUUUGAAAUAAUCCUCGAGAAGCACAGUUGCGUUCUAUUAUAUCUCCAUUAAUUACAAUUCACAGUGGUAUACAGAUAUGAUGAUGGGCUCAGCUUCUGAAAGAUUUUAAAGUGACAGUAAACUGUAAUAUUAAAUGAAAUCAUUACCUUUCCAAAAUUACAGUGAUGUAUGAUAUUAGCAGCUAACUGCACAAGUCUAUGCCGCUAUAGAAAUGCGUAGGGAGGGUGGUGCACUUGCUAUUGGCUGUACCACCUGCCUGUCAUUUGCACACACAAAAAAAAGAUUUAGCAGAGAGGUGGCUUGGGUGUGAGUAAACCAUGGGAUUAACAACGUUUUUAUUAUGCAAAACACUGUAUUUUGAGAGGUUACCUAGAUUAAUAAUUUUAUUUAAUGCAAUGAAAACAAUUUAUUACAGUUUAUUAAGGACAAAGCAAUUAACACUAAACUGUGGUUAUACUGAUGUAUAUACGCCACAGUUUGAAAGACCCAGUGAGUUCAUAGGCUGUAAACAUUUAGCCUAUGGAUUAAUAUAUUAGUUACAACACUGGUGCCCAGCUAAUGAAAAAUAGGUAAUUCUAUAACAUUUGUAAACUUGCAACUGGUUAUUUAUUUCUUUGUCUUUUCUUAGCAUAUUAAAAAUAUUUUUACAUCUUUGCACAGUUCCAAACUGUCAUAACUUUUCUGUCCUUUUUUUAAUGUUUCUUUGUGGUCCUGUACCUAGCAUGGAACUUUGCCAUAUUUUUUUUACAAUUGCUUUUCCACCUUCAAGCUGGUUGGAUAAAUAAGUUUUCUGCUGUAAAGCAAUAACUUAAGGUGUUCUGCUUACAGAAUCGUAGUCAGUUUCCCAAGAUUUGGCUGCAGUCCACAACUAUUUUUAUGACAAGUCUGAAAGCAGAACACUAUUCUGUUUUUAUUAAAAUUAUAAAAUAGACAAUUGUGAACAGCAAAACAGACAAAAACAUGGGGGGGGGAUUUAUAUAAAGGUGAAGGAUUAAUAAGACAAAUAUUAAGGCUGUGAUAGAUUCCAUUUCUCCAAAAAUAAAUGUUAAACAUUUAAUAAUGGUGUCGGAUACAGAAACAUCAUAUCUAACUUUUUUUUUUUUUAAUGACAGUUCUAUGUUAUAGAACAUUUAGUUGAAAAUCCAGUGAGUGCACUUAAAUUGGUGUUUUCGAUCUUUUGUAGCACCCUGGUUGCUGUUAUGAGAACAGUGAGCAUAUUAUUUGGCAUCUAUCUAUCCAUCUACCUACCUACUAACUAUCCAUCUACUUACCUAUCUAUCCAUCUACCUACCUAUCAUUUAUCUAUCUAUAAUCUACCUACCUAUCAUCUAUCUAUCCAUCUACCUACCUAUCCAUCUACCUACCUAUUAUCUAUCUAUCCAUCUACUUAUCUAUACAUCUACCUAUCUAUCCAUUCAUCUACCUAUCUGUCCAUCCAUCUACCUAUCUAUCCAUCUACCUGCCUGUCAUCUAUCCAUCUACCUGUCUAUCAUCUAUCUAUCCAUGUACUUACCUAUCCAUCUACCUACCAUCUAUCUAUCCAUCUACCUAUCUAUCCAUUUACCUACCUAUAAUCUAUCCAUCUACCUACCCAUCAUCUAUCUAUCCAUCUAUCUAUCUAAUGUAUGAAUAUAGACAUCCUGACAUUUUCUGACUGUAGACAUUGAUUUACUGUGAGCAGGAUUAGUAUAUACAUUGACUGGUGCACUCCAUUCCAUGGAAGCCUCAAGAGCAACUGUAAUCUUGAAAAGGCUUCACAAGUACAUAUUAACCUUUAAUAUUUCAUGCAACAAGUAUACAUUCCUUGCACAGAUAAAAACUGCACUUGUUUUAUAGCACUGGCAUAUCAUUCUGUUAGUAAAUAAUGUUUUAUGUUUCUGGGGCUCCACAUGCUGUUGUCUUGAUCUUAUUUAAAUGACUUAUGUCUGUUUUCCUUUCCAUUUUUUUGCUCUUGUAAAUAUAUAUUUCAAUACAAAAAGAUUUCUUUAUAUUUUAAAGGAAUAUUAUGAAAUAAAAAGGAUUUCCUAAAUGUACAAAUUGUUUGUUUUAUGCUUAUAGAGACAUUUUUAUUUUACAUUGUAUUAUUUCUUACCAGUAAAAAGAUACAUUUCUCAUUUGUA